Messenger RNA from Hemicordylus capensis (graceful crag lizard), 1784 nucleotides. RefSeq names its product KRR1 small subunit processome component homolog (gene KRR1). Gene Ontology annotation, molecular function: RNA binding. The record is from RefSeq and is a predicted model, not a curated record. NCBI's taxonomy places the organism in Eukaryota, Metazoa, Chordata, Lepidosauria, Squamata, Cordylidae. The coding region runs from base 217 to 1353 and encodes 378 amino acids. The transcript has 11 exons. Gene Ontology annotation, cellular component: small-subunit processome; nucleolus.
UCCAGCACCAAAGUGAUAACUACAAGGACCAGAAUGCACCGCCGCAACGGCCAUUCAGUCAGGGAGAGCUAUGACGACGUAGAGCCGCCCUGCAAUCUUCAGCAAAAAACAAAGCAGAAGGGGAGGACUCCCGGCAUUCAUUGCGCUCAUUGUCAUGGUGUUUCCGGGUUUUGUAUUGGAGGAGGAGUUUUCAUGUCCCGGUGAAGCGAAAGCGGCAUGGCGGCUCCCGAAGAAGCUAAAGCUGGGAAGGGGGUCACCGCGACGAGAACUGCCCCCCCAACCAAGAAAAAUAACAAAGCAGAUGAAUCUGAACUUCUCACUGUUCCUGAUGGAUGGAAAGAACCACCCUUUAAGAGAGAUGAUAAUCCUAAAGGGCUUCUGGAAGAAAGCAGCUUUGCCACCCUAUUUCCAAAAUACAGAGAAGCUUACUUGAAAGAAUGCUGGCCACUGGUGCAAAAGGCUUUGAAUGAACAUCACAUAAAUGCAGCUUUAGACCUAAUUGAAGGAAGCAUUACUGUCACCACAACAAAGAAGACCUUUGAUCCAUAUAUCAUCAUCAGAGCCAGAGACUUAAUAAAGCUUUUAGCAAGAAGUGUUCCAUUUGAGCAGGCUGUGCGCAUCCUUGAAGAUGAUGUUGCAUGUGACAUCAUUAAAAUAGGGUCCCUGGUGAGGAACAGAGAGAGGUUUAUAAAACGGCGGCAGAGGCUUAUUGGUCCAAAUGGAUCGACUCUGAAGGCUCUGGAACUGUUAACAAACUGUUACAUCAUGGUUCAGGGGAAUACUGUUUCAGCUCUUGGACCUUUUAAUGGCUUAAAAGAGGUUAGGAAAGUUGUUUUGGAUACAAUGAAGAAUAUUCACCCUAUAUAUAACAUCAAGACUUUGAUGAUUAAAAGGGAGUUGUUAAAAGAUCCUGAAUUAAGAUUGCAGAACUGGGAGCGGUUUUUGCCCAAGUUCAAACACAAAAAUUUGAACAAACGGAAGGAACCAAAGAAGAAAAACAUCAAGAAGGAGUAUACUCCCUUCCCACCUCCACAGCCAGAGAGUCAGAUUGAUAAAGAAUUGGCAAGUGGCGAAUAUUUCUUGAAAGACAGUCAGAAGAAACGGAAGAGAGUGGAAGAGAUAAAGGCAAAACAAGCAGAAGCAAUUAAUAAGAGACAAGAAGAAAGAAACAAAGCGUUUAUUCCGCCGAAGGAAAAGCCAGUUGUAAAGCCAAAGAAAGCUACUUCUGAAACAAAAAUUGAUAUUGAAGUCAUUAAAGAAAAGGUUAAAAAGGCAAAGAGGAAGAAGUUGGGAGCACUUCCUGUGGAAGAAGUAAAGUUAAAAAUGGCAACAGUUAAGAAGAAGAAGAAAUGAUUAAAAGGCUUCAGUACUUCUCUUUUUCAAAGGAGGAAGAAUCUUCGUAUUUAUAACUGACUUUCUUUGCAGUCCUCAUCAAAGAUGAAAGCUUCACCUUUUUCUCGUGUGGGGGGAAAAGCUAGUGACUUAAAGCUUUUAAUAAGGACUUUUGAAUUGUGACUUCAGUCACUGAGAGGAUUUUGUAAUGCGUAAAUAUUGCUCAAAUAUGUGACAUUAUUUGUAAUAUUUUUGUGUUCGACUCUUGCAGUGAGUGCUUCUCUGAAACUACAAGAGAGAACAGGUUUUUCAUGGGAAGAUAUAAACUUUUUUUCCAAGCACAAACAUAAAUUGAUAUUACAUAAACGAUUCAAUAUGUUUAGGUAUGAACAUUCUAAUGUUUUUGGUCUGUUUUAUAUCAAGUAUGUUUGAAUUAAAGCUUUCAAAGAGUG